This is a messenger RNA of Hippoglossus stenolepis (Pacific halibut), 3102 nucleotides long. RefSeq names its product nucleoredoxin-like protein 1. Gene Ontology annotation, biological process: photoreceptor cell maintenance. The record is from RefSeq and is a predicted model, not a curated record. The coding region runs from base 498 to 1199 and encodes 233 amino acids. NCBI's taxonomy places the organism in Eukaryota, Metazoa, Chordata, Actinopteri, Pleuronectiformes, Pleuronectidae. The transcript has 4 exons. Gene Ontology annotation, cellular component: mitochondrion.
CUCGAAGCUCACAUAAAACACAUCUUCUUAUAUCUCUUUCUUGUGUUGUUGUUCUUCCAUUUGACCUACAUGUCUGUCCUCGCUUCACAAUCCAAUUUGUCCUCUUCAUCCUUCCUUCGCUCCCUCCCUUCUCCUCAUUAAGUAAUAAGAUUGUUGCUGUUGAGCUGCAGUUUUAAGGCCUGCAGACACAUACACACACACACACACAGGAGCAGCGACCUCUGCCCCUGAGUUACAGCUCAGCCACACCUCCAGCGAUCUAUAAUCUCCCUCAGUGGAUGACAGAGUGAAGAAAACACGGAGACAGUGGUGAAGAGGCAGUGAGAGGUGUCACUUCAAUAACACAUUUUAAAGUACUCAAAGGAAGACGGCAGAAGAAAAGAAAGAAUGCAAUGGCCUGAAAGAGAGAAGAAGCUCUGGACAUAUUUCUUUACCUGUGGGAGUUGAGGAGUUUCAAGGUGAGGGCUUUUACCCUUCCCCGCUGCUUUCCUGUCAUCAUGGUGGACCUGUUCCUGAACCGAGUUCUGGUCGAGAACAACUGGGACCAGGAUGAACUCAACACUGAGCGCGAAAUCAUCGGGAUCCUGGAAAACCGCAUCGUGCUGCUGUUCUUUGCCUCCUCCGAGUGUAAAAAGUGCCAGGAGUUUGUGCCUAUUCUGAAUGAGUUUUUUAAGAGGCUGAAGGAUCCGGCCUACAUCGAAUACCCCAAACUGCUUGCACUCAUCUUCGUCAGCAUGGACCGAUCAGAGGAGCAGCAGGAGAGGCUCCUCAAAGAGAUGCACAAGAAGGUUCUGUUUCUGGCGUUUGAGGACCCGUACAGGAAGGAGCUGCAGGCCAUGUUCAAGGUAAAGGACGUUCCAACAGCCGUGGUCCUUCGUCCCGACGGCUCCGUCCUCUCCCCGAACGCCGUGCAGGACAUAUAUCGUUUCGGCUCUGACUGCUUCAGUAACUGGCAGGAGUCGGCGGAGCUCGUCGAGAGAAGCUUCAUGCUCAACGAGGAGUUUGACAACCUUAAUCUGCGUAGUGCCACCGAACCCGUGAGGAGACUUAAGUACAAGACAGAGGACGACAAGAGGAAAAAGAAAUGGUGGAAGUUGUGGGGCAAGGGCAAGGACGGAUAUAAAGAGGAAGAAGAGAAGGAUGAAGCGUGGGGUGAAGAGAGAAAGGAGGGAAAUAAAGGACCAUGGAGGAGAAGAUGAAGAGAGAGGGUGAAAGAAAAAAAUAGAAAAAAGCAAAACCUUUUGUGUUGAUCCUCUCUAGUAAAUGUCCUACAGCACAUCUUCAGGUCCUGCUUCCUGUGUAAUUCAUUUUUAGCCACUGAUACUGCAGCUAAUUCAAGAAUUAUUUCCUCUGCCUGCAGUAGCACGUACAGCAGGAUUUUUAAAAAGCCCACUGAGCAGUAGAACAUACUGUCACAGUGUGGUUGUACAGAUCACACACAACGCUGAAAGGGAAAAGAUCCAGUUGCUCGCUCUUAAGAAAUAAGCCAUGUUGCUGUUUCUACUGCUUCAUAUUGUAUUCUUCAUAUUCUGAUCAUUAUAUCAUUGAUGUGUCUAAAAUACGAUCCAAUUUAGUCUUGUCAAUUUGCCUAUAAUGUCUGCAGUUACGUUUUCAGUCAUUCGGUCAAUGUUUUCAAACACACAAACACACAUGUUCAUAACUUGUCUCUAUGAAAUUUCUUGCAAAAAUAUGCUGCCGUUUUUCUGAAUGAAUGAAGUGGGGGGUAGAUGACGCUUCUAACAGGCAACAGACGCAAAGAUGAAAAAGAGAAAAAGAAAACAAAUAUCUCUCCCGGUGAAAAAGUGGUGUCACACACAUAGAAGACACCGUCAAAGAUGUCCAGAGAGUUUGUGGGGAUAAGAGCCGACACCGGUGUCUUGCCCAUGGUCAAGAAAAUCAUGUGAUCUCUGCAGCGGAGAUAAUACGUCACUUCCUGCGUCUGCCUGCUGCAUCCAGCUGCUCCACCCGUCGCCUGAAUCCAGGAUCUGUUUCCAUUGUGAAAGCGUCUGUGCAGAGAGCCUCCUGUUUUGUUGUGCAUGUGUUAAAAGCUUUUCUGGGGAAAGGUUGAAAAUGUUGAAAAACACCCUAUCUGGCAAGAAAGUAAAAAAAAUAUUCUUGAUCUGCCCCUGAUCCAGAUCCACACCAAAAUUUGAUGAAAACAAACCAACAAACAAAAAACAAACAUAGGGGUGGAAACACAACCUUUUUGGAGGAGGUAAUAAACUGGAUCACACUACUCAGGUGGAAUAUGCUUGCUCCAAGUAGACUAAAUGAGAACUUUUUGCGAUCUCAUUAAUUCCAUAAAAUAAGAGCUGAUUUUUUUUAUGCAAUUAAAAAUGUAUCAGAAUUCUGAGAUAACAAUCUCGUUAAUUGAGCAGAUUUUAAAUUUGAUUUUUUUUCUGAAGUGAGUGCAACAUGCCCGGUACAUACAAGCACUGAUAUUUGUCGAGAGAAAGCAAUCACAUAGACCAACUCAACUAUGCAGCUCUCCACAUUCAUUUUAGCUAUUAUUUUUAUUUAAUUGUUUUCCUUUUCAGACCUGGUAACUCAUCUCAUAUAACUCCAUCUCCAGAUAUGUCAGGCAACUGUUUCGAAAACAACACCUUAAGUACAGAUGACGAUACACAGCUCUGUGCUCCUGCAGCUCUGCUGGAUGUGUAAACUGAGAACUGUUUGCCAACACUUGGUCUUAAUAUGUAACGACUGUGUGUUUCUCUGCUUAUUUUCUGUUUUAGCAUUUUUAAGCCCACAAGUGGGAAAACAAAACAAAAUUUAUUGCAGCUUUAAACUAAAUAUAGGUGCUGGUGCCUGCUGGUGUUUUAAAACUCACAUUAAUAUUUGAUUAAACACGUUAUUACUUUUGCCACUCUUUGUUAAUCAUGGUUUGUCUCCCGAGUUUUUUAUUUUGGUACUAAAUAGUUAAAUAAGUACAAGUUGUAUUGUUCUUGAAAAAGAGAAAUAAAUUCUCUUUGCUGCUAACACAAACUGUGUCUGUAUGUCACUGUCGUGGCUUUAUGGCUAAACUAUAUAACCCGAUAUUCCCUGUAGUUCUGCUCCUCUAUUACCUACUGAAUAAUAAAGGUCUCACUGUGGCUCACUUCA